CACAAUAGCUGUGGCUCGAAGAUAUCACAAAGGGAUGAACUCGAAGAUGUGAUAUAUCGUCGGAGAGGCUGGAUGCGUACGAGUCGCAAGGUUUGGAUUCGGCGUUUCUAUGCUGAUAAUUUUGUGCAGCCAUUCUCAUCGGCUACUUCGUCUGAAGUGUCACCCGAAGCGUAUAUACAGGAGGCUCCAGGUUGGUACGAUCAUGAGGGAGAGUGGCUAUGGAACGACGUACUUCAAUGAAGUAUUCGUCGUGCCAACUUCAAAGCAAAUGCUCUCCAAUAUAUCGCGGCGUCGGCCGUUGGUUCACAGGGUUAUCACCGGAACUCUAGGUUGGUCCGAUCAUGAGUGGUCAUGUAACGGCGCGCUUCAACGAAGUAUUUCGUCGCAUAAACUUCAGAGCAAAUGUCCUCCCAAGUAUCGCGUCGUCGGCUGUUGGUACACAAUGCUGUGUUCGGUCGGAAGGCUCAAGAUAUUCCUUCUCAAAUUUAACAAUGGACGUGACGCCCUGGCACGUAUUCCCUCCGUACUCGUAGGUAAUGCACACUUGUCUACAGCCAGCGACGUAGCCACAAUGGAAUGUGUACAAGACGUUAUCGAACAUCCUGACGCGUACUGGUACGGAGCAGCAUGCCGGAAGCUCGAUCUGCCCUAGGAUCAGAUGUCAUAUUCAUGGAGCGUAUAGACGGCGUUGCGCUGGAGAAACGCUGGUUCAAUAUGUUACGAAGACAUUGGCGCGGUGAUGCGGGAAAUGUUAUUCCUUGAUUUAAAUCUUCGUCAACGGCCUUUUUCACAUAUUGGGAGUUUGUUUUUCAAGGAGAAGGACAAUAAAGAGCCUGAUGCCGAAAGAUACAGGAUUGAGCCUAUCCAGUGUCAUUGACAAGCAAUAUUGGUUCAAGACUGUUGAGGGACACUGUGGUCCUUGAACGGAUUUUUACAUUCAAGGUACUUGCCGUCUAGCACAUCGGCGAGCCGAAUCCCAAACGUCCGGCGCAGCGUCUUCUUCCCCAUGUCCUAGCUCG
Messenger RNA from Desarmillaria tabescens, 1019 nucleotides. RefSeq lists its product as uncharacterized. The record is from RefSeq and is a predicted model, not a curated record. Bases 110 to 652 code for a protein of 180 amino acids. The transcript has 7 exons. NCBI's taxonomy places the organism in Eukaryota, Fungi, Basidiomycota, Agaricomycetes, Agaricales, Physalacriaceae.